This is a messenger RNA of Marasmius oreades (fairy-ring Marasmius), 873 nucleotides long. RefSeq lists its product as uncharacterized. NCBI's taxonomy places the organism in Eukaryota, Fungi, Basidiomycota, Agaricomycetes, Agaricales, Marasmiaceae. The coding region runs from base 1 to 873 and encodes 290 amino acids. The transcript is spliced from 5 exons. The record is from RefSeq and is a predicted model, not a curated record.
AUGCCGACGACCAUAGAUAUUCGCUUCGACGGCACCAACACCCACAUUCUCUCUGAAAAAGCGAUACGCGAGGGUUGGGACACAUUCAUCUUCUACAAGAACCUGGUAAGACCUGGUAACCUCUUCAUAGGCCUGAACACUGCAAGACACAACUUGGGACGGGCUGAUGUCGCUAGGUGGCUCAGCAUUUUGGUCAAUGGUACAAUCACGCAUCCACCUGAGAUUUACAAUUGCGCCAUCAAAGAGGUAGACGUCUUACAGUAUUUGCCAACUAAAAUGGCAGAAAAGCCUAUCAGUUGGACGGAGCCGAAGACCUGGGCACCUGGAAACUAUACCUUGGAGACAUAUCGCAUGUUUGAUCAAUAUUGGACGAACACUACUCCAGAAACGUUACAGGUUUGGAUGUCAGGUAAAGAGGUUUUUCCCUCAAAAGACAUCAAACCCGUUUAUACCAUCGAACCUGUAUGUUCUUCCAACUGGCCUGCAGACGAUACAAAGCGAAUGCAAAAAUCUAUGUCUUUCCCCAUGCCGAUACAAAAUAUGAUUAUUCUACCUUCGCUUUUGGUUGACGAUUUUUAUCUAAACCGAUUUGGUUUUGACAUUCAAAUGGGACGGUUCGUUACGUUCCCCGGUAUCCCUCCUAAAACGAACUCCCUUCUUCAAGCUACAUGCUUGAAGACCACGAGCAGUUCAAACGUGUACAUGGCACGCCAUUUUAGGGAAUGCUUGAGGGUGCAUUGUUUCUUUGGGGAUAUCAGAGCUGAGAAUGGUUUGGAUAAGAUUUGGGCAAGGAGCCAGGAGUGGGAUGUGAAGAGGUUCCACUCGUGGAUCGGGACAUUAUCGACGUUGCUCUUCGCCGGUGGUGGAGUUUAA